Molecule: messenger RNA, 2170 nt
Organism: Herpailurus yagouaroundi (jaguarundi)
Lineage: Eukaryota; Metazoa; Chordata; Mammalia; Carnivora; Felidae
Gene: ASPG
Product: asparaginase
Exons: 14
Coding region: 115-2103 (662 amino acids)
Molecular function (GO): protein binding; asparaginase activity
Source: RefSeq, a predicted model, not a curated record
CCUAGCUCGCCGCGUCUCCCCACCACAGGCACAGCCCUCCCCCGCUACCCUGGGUGCGCCUGCCGCCGUCCCUUGGUGCCCUCAGUCCCCUUGGUUCUUUGGUCCCCGGUAGGCAUGUCGCGCGCGGUGGAGCCUGAGCGGAGGCUCCUGGCCAUCUACACCGGCGGCACUAUCGGCAUGCGGCUCGAGCGCGGCGUGCUCGUCCCUGGGAGGGGCCUGGCCGCUGCCUUGAGGACGCUGCCCAUGUUCCAUGAUGAGGACCACGCCCGGGCCCUUGGCCUCUCGGAGGACACCCUGGUACUGCCGCCCGCCAGCCCUGACCAGAGGGUCAUCUACACGGUACUGGAGUGCCAGCCCCUCUUCGACUCCAGUGACAUGACUAUCACCGAGUGGGUUCAGAUUGCCCAGACCAUCGAGAGACACUAUGGGCGGUACCAUGGGUUCGUGGUCAUCCACGGCACUGACACCAUGGCCUUCGCGGCCUCCGUGCUGUCCUUCGUGCUGGAGAACCUGCAGAAAACCGUCAUCCUAACGGGUGCCCAGGUGCCCAUCCACGCCCUAUGGAAUGAUGGCCGUGAGAACCUGCUGGGGGCCCUGCUCAUGGCCGGCCAGUACGUGAUCCCCGAGGUCUGCCUGUUCUUCCAGAAUCAGCUGUUCCGGGGCAACCGAGUGACCAAGGUGGACUCGCGCAGGUUUGCGGCCUUCUGCUCCCCCAACCUGCCCCCUCUGGCCGUUGUGGGCGCUGACGUCAUACUCAACCGGGAGCUGGUGCGGAAGGUCCGAGGGAAGGAGCGACUGGUGGUGCACAGCAGCGUGGAGCGUGACGUGGGGCUGCUGCGUCUCUACCCCGGGAUCCCCGCUGCCCUGGUUCGGGCCUUCCUGCAGCCUCCCCUGAGGGGCGUCGUCAUGGAGACGUUCGGCUGCGGGAACGGGCCCACCAAGCCGGACCUGCUGCGGGAGUUCCGGGCCGCCACCGAGCGAGGGCUCCUCAUCGUCAACUGCACACACUGCCUUCAGGGCACCGUGACCUCUGGCUACGCAGCCGGCAUGGCCGUGGCGGGAGCUGGCAUCGUCUCGGGCUUUGACAUGACGUCGGAAGCUGCCAUGGCCAAGCUGUCCUACGUGCUGGGCCAGCCGGGGCUGAGCCUGGACAGCAGGAAACAGCUGCUGGCCAGGGACCUCCGGGGGGAGGUGACACUGCCCGUGGGGGACGAGCACCAGCCCUCGCUGACUUGUAGCACGCUGGGCCGGGGGGUCGCCCAGCUCCUCAGUCUGAGCCAGGAGGCCGAUGCAGCGCGGGAAGCUCUGACUCCUGGCCUGGCCUGUGCUGCGGCCCAUGCGGGCGACCUGGACGUGCUGCAGGCACUUGUGGAGCUGGGCAGUGACCUGAGCCAAGAGAACUUUAACGGUCAGACCCCUCUGCACGCGGCUGCCCGGGGAGGCCACCCCGAGGUGGUCACCAUGCUGCUGCAGAGAGGGGUGGGUGUGAGCGCCCGGGAUGAGGACGGACUGAGCCCGCUGCUGCUGGCGGUGAAGGGCAGGCAUCAGGAUAUCAUUGGGCUACUGCGGGCAGCUGGGGCCUGCCUGUCCCCCCAGGAGCUAGAGGACGCAGGGACCGAGCUGUGCAGGCCACUCUGUGACGCACCCUACCAGAGCACCAGAGGGCCCCGGCCAUGGCCAAGAGGUUCCUGGAGCCUGGAGGGGACCUCAGACCCCUCUACUGCGUGUCCCGCCCACCCUGCCCCACCCCACUGGGCGGGGGGCUCCCACCUGCCUCCUACCUCACACCCCAUCCCCCCACUCCGUCAUCUGGCCCUCCAGAAGACUCUCAAGUCUGGCUGGGUUUGCUCAGGUCCUUGGGUCCCUCCCUGGGAAAGGACUUGUCCGUCUGCCCUGCCCCCACACACCGCCUGUGCCCAGGGAAGAGAUCUCAAGAGACCUCCGGUUUUCAGGCAGUGCUGCCUGGUGUCUAACCUGAAGCUGCCUUGCUGCGGAACAAGCCAUUCCUUCCUGUUGUGGCCUGCUGGAGGGACGCCACCCCACGACUCUGUGACGUACCCCCACUGCCGGGACUCUCCCCGCUCUGUCUCGCACACAGCCUAAAGGUCUCGGUCGGGCAGAGCGGCAAUAAAGUCUCUCUGGGGACCUCCCUCGGUCCCCAGACCCCAGC